Molecule: messenger RNA, 2203 nt
Organism: Populus euphratica (Euphrates poplar)
Lineage: Eukaryota; Viridiplantae; Streptophyta; Magnoliopsida; Malpighiales; Salicaceae
Product: probable amino-acid acetyltransferase NAGS2, chloroplastic
Exons: 10
Coding region: 47-1888 (613 amino acids)
Biological process (GO): L-arginine biosynthetic process
Cellular component (GO): cytoplasm
Molecular function (GO): L-glutamate N-acetyltransferase activity, acting on acetyl-CoA as donor
Source: RefSeq, a predicted model, not a curated record
CAUUUUCAAGCUUGCAUCUUCAAACAUCAACGAAGGAAAAUUGGAAAUGUUCAGUCCUUGUUCAGGUCACUGCAUUUCUCUACCAAACCAACACUUACAAUUGUUAUCUACAAAGCUUCUCCAUGGCUUCGACAAAAAUCUUCAGUUUCUUCAACCCCAGAAGAAAACUCGACAGUUUUCUUCUUUUCUGAAUUAUAAUUAUAACGGGGGAGGCAGGACGAACUCAACGAGUCGGCGAAAGGUGUUUGGAGAGACAGAGAGUGGAAGUAUUGAAGAGGGUUAUAAUUCGGUAGAAGACAAGCAAUUCGUCAAGUGGUUUCGUGAGGCAUGGCCUUACUUGUGGGCUCAUAGGGGUAGUACUUUUGUUGUAAUUAUUUCUGGUGAAACUGUUUCUAGUCCUUUCUUGGAUUCCAUUUUGAAGGAUAUUGCAUUUUUACAUCACCUGGGGAUUAAGUUUGUGUUAGUCCCGGGAACUCAUGUCCAAAUUAACAACCUUUUGGCAGAGAGAGGGCAUGAGCCUAAGCAUGUUGGUCAAUACAGAAUUACUGAUUCUGAAGCCUUGGAGGCCUCAAUGGAGGCUGCAGGGAAGAUUCGUAUGAUGAUAGAGGCCAAGCUUUCUCCUGGACCUUCCAUAUGCAAUAUUCGUCGACAUGGUGACAGUAGUCGUUGGCAUGAUGUGGGUGUCAGUGUUGCUAGUGGUAAUUUUCUUGCAGCCAAGAGAAGAGGAGUUGUUGACGGGGUUGAUUUUGGAGCAACCGGUGAAGUAAAGAAAGUAGAUGUUACUCGUAUGCGCGAAAGGCUUGAUGGUGGUUGUAUAGUUGUGUUAAGUAACUUGGGUUAUUCCAGCUCUGGAGAAGUCUUAAAUUGCAACACAUACGAAGUUGCUACAGCUUGUGCCUUGGCUAUUGGGGCAGAUAAGCUUAUUUGCAUCAUAGAUGGUCCAAUUUUGGAUGAGAGUGGACAUCUUAUUCGUUUCUUGACUCUGGAAGAAGCAGACAUGUUGAUUCGUAAGCGGGCUAAGCAAAGUGAGAUAGCUGCUCAUUAUGUCAAAGCUGUUGGUGAUGAAGAUCUCACUUUUCUUGAACACAAUGAGUCUAUUGGAAUUCUUGCGUCAUCGCUGAAUGGAAAGGCUCUCAGUGGAAGGCACAGCGCAACCUUUCACAAUGGUGUUGGGUUUGACAAUGGAAAUGGACUAUGGUCUGGGGAACAAGGUUUUGCUAUUGGAGGUGAAGAGCGACAAAGUCGACUAAAUGGUUAUCUUUCAGAAUUGGCUGCUGCAGCUUUUGUUUGCAAAGGUGGUGUUCAAAGAGUACAUCUUUUAGAUGGCACAAUUAGUGGAGUUCUGCUGCUAGAACUGUUUAAAAGAGAUGGAAUGGGGACAAUGGUGGCUAGUGAUCUUUAUGAAGGAACUAGGAUGGCUAGAGUGACAGAUCUUGCAGGAAUCAGACAAAUUAUACAACCUUUAGAAGAAUCUGGCACAUUGGUUCGGAGGACUGAUGAAGAGCUGCUUAAGGCAUUGUAUGCCUAUGUUGUUGUGGAAAGAGAAGGUCAAAUCAUUGCUUGUGCUGCUCUUUUUCCUUUCUUUGAGGAGAAGUGUGGAGAGGUUGCUGCCAUUGCAGUUUCUCCUGAAUGCCGGGGACAAGGGCAGGGGGAUAAAUUACUUGAUUUCAUUGAGAGGAGGGCCUCUUCCCUUGGUUUGGAAACACUUUUCCUGCUUACAACCCGUACCGCAGAUUGGUUCAACAGACGCGGCUUCUCCGAGUGUUCCAUUCAAUUGAUACCAGAGGAAAGAAGGAAGAAGAUCAAUCUAUCUCGUAAUUCUAAGUAUUACACAAAGAAAUUACUACCUGAUACUAGUGGAAUUAGUGUUAAUAGAGCAUUCAGUUAAGGUUUUACUGCAGCAUGGCAUGGUACGGCUGACCUCAUCAUGAACCGGUGAAGCCACUUCCGAAUUUAUCUGUUCUUAAUUCGCUGUAGUUCUGAGCAUGGUAUGUAACAGUUUAAGGCACAUGGAAAACCUUAAAUUGUAUUUCAGAAUCUCACGAGGCUUGUACUUCAUAUAUCUAUGUAAAGUUCGUUUUUGUCCAUCAGAAACUCCAAUUGACCAUCUUGACAUACACCUAAAGGCAAGUUCGAUAUUUUUCUAACAUGUUCCAAGAAAUGUAACAAAUUUUUGAUAUUGCAACAAAAAGUGCGACAUCCA